AUGAUGGGUAGCCCCACUGCAACAUGGGUGAGUUGUGCUUUUCUUUUUGAAACUAGGGUCAGUGGUGAGAAGGCCGAGAAAGUGGUUAAAACCGUCAUCGCAUCGGUUGGAACCUGUGGGAUUUUUGUCCUGUGGAAGAGCAAAGAUAUAUUAGUGGAUGUCCUUCAGGAUGACUCUCAGUUCAUUCAUAUGAAGGUAGUUCAGGAGAAGAAGAGCGAGUGCUUAUUGAUUGCUCUCUAUGCGAAACCUAUGGAGAGUCUGAAAGCCUGGCUCUGGAAGCAAGUUCUUCAGAUGUGGGCAGUUUAA
Messenger RNA from Lathyrus sativus (Indian pea), 306 nucleotides. The record is from the annotation of a GenBank genome assembly. Lineage: Eukaryota; Viridiplantae; Streptophyta; Magnoliopsida; Fabales; Fabaceae.